Nomia melanderi (Alkali bee) is the source of this 5595-nucleotide messenger RNA. Its product is annotated as retinal guanylyl cyclase 2. Lineage: Eukaryota; Metazoa; Arthropoda; Insecta; Hymenoptera; Halictidae. Gene Ontology annotation, cellular component: plasma membrane. The record is from RefSeq and is a predicted model, not a curated record. Gene Ontology annotation, biological process: defense response to Gram-negative bacterium; cGMP biosynthetic process; protein phosphorylation. Gene Ontology annotation, molecular function: adenylate cyclase activity; protein kinase activity; guanylate cyclase activity.
CGAGCAUGUGUAAUGGAAAACAGGCGAGCCAGUUCGAUAUCGGACGCCGAGGCGUUCGGUCCGUCCAUGAACGUUUGCAAUUUUCCGUUCAUUUCAGUCUUUAGCGACUCCUCUUUAUUACAGGCGUGCUUUACUUCAUUUACGCUAAAAACGGUGCAUUCUGGGAAUCAGUGAAAACACAAACUAAAACAUUUGUUGUCAGUCGUUCGCGAUAUGCGUGUUUCAAAAAUUUCUUCAAAAUCAUAUAAUCCUUUUUGCUGUACACGCAAACAGAAAAAGAGACAACAACUGUUUCGCAGUGGUUCCUCGCGAGCAGAAAAACGGUAUACUGCAAGCAAGGAAACACAAAAUCGAAUAGAUACGGGUCAAUAAGCCGACCACCGAAGAAACCGAGCUACCGAACGAGUUAGACAUCGCGUGGAAGAUAGGGUCGCCACAGGCCCAUGGCCGGGAACUCUUAUCACCGGUUCUGGUCGUGGAUCCCGAUCGUGAUCCUUUCCAGCUGUGUCAUUUUAUCGAGCACCGAUCCGGCACCGUGCGUUUCCUACGCGUCGAAUCUAAUCGACGACGAGAACAUCUACGAACAAACAGAAUCGGAAGUGACGGUGUUUCUACGGGAAAAUUGUAACGGCGAAACCAACGCGUCGGACAUUCAAGAAUACUUGGACCGAUUUAACUUGGAUGUACCAAUCACUGUGAUACCCACGUCUUUGUCGUGCGAAAGAAAGACGCGAGGUCUCGACACGUUGCUGCGCAUACUUGGCGAGAGAAGAACAAAAGUCCUGGUAGCAGCGCUUGAUACUCCAAUGUGCGAGAUCACAGCGAAAUUGACACGAUUUUGGAACGUAUCCCUGUUUACUUGGACCUGUCCUUUGAAAGAUGACUCGGACGAUAGAGAAUUUUCGUCGAUCGUUAGACUAUCGCCUUCGUUGCCCGCGAUAGCAAAGGCUCUGGCGGAAAUUCUGAUGAAUUUGCAAUGGAAAGCGGUGUCUAUGAUAGGAACCGAUCGUGAACCAUGGUCGAGUCUGGACAGAGCGUUGUUGGAUGCUCUUCGAAAUAUCGGAGCUGUAUUGCGAUAUCGCGUGAUAUUACCGUACCAUGCUUCUCUCGAGGAGAUUCGAAAACUGCUUCGCCCGACGCACGAAAUUUCUCGCAGGGUUACCCUAUUAUGCCUACCCACGUCCGAUGAUAACGAAAUAACAACCAGGGUGCUUACCGAGCUGAACGAUGCUCGAAAACCGUCGAGUGCCGCGUGGACCUCCACCACCGUGAUCGUUCACACGAAAGAUGACGACUUGUUUCUACCGGUCGCGAAUUCAUCGAUUUCCCGUUUAAAUACAACGCUAUCGAUUUCCUUUGAGAAUUUAACGUCUUCCAAUGAUUCACUGAUGAGCGAAUUCGAUGCUUAUAUGAGACUAGCGAGAGCGGAAGGAAAGAGUAACGUGGAAGAAGAAGAAGGAGGAGAAAGAGAACACGGAGAAGAGGAAGAGGAAGAGGAAGAGGAAGAGGAAGAAGAAGAAUUGAAAGGGAAAAGAGGCAAGAGCCGAUAUUUACCACCGAAGAAUCUAAGUUCAGAAUUCUUGGAGAAACUUUUAAUAAUAACGCCUCAUGACCACAGAUACGAUGUGGAGAAGGUGUACGACGGUACCGAAAAAUACACGGUGCCUUCGUUGUUCGACCACUUGAACGAAACUUUCACCGUACUGAUGUACGAUAACUCUACUAUAAACGCAUUCAACAACAAAAUGUACGCAUACGUAUUAUUGGAUUGGCGAACCGAUGCUUGGAAACCUAUAAUGAUCAGCGUGGAACAACAAAGAAAACACUUUGUUCGGAAAUUGUCCACGAACGCUUCAGCGUUCUACGACGCGAACGACGUUGAUCUUUCGAAAUGCGACAUGUCAAUCGACGCGGAACUCGGUAUCGAUUGUGCAGAGAACUUUUCGAAUGAAACAGCGUUUCGGAUCGCGCGUGUCGUAACCAUCAUUCUGGGUUCGUUACUAUUGACGGCAUUCGCGAUAUUGACUGCCGUUCUAAUCAGAAGAAAAUUGCUUAAGAAGAGAAUGUCGAAAGGUCAAUACAAGAUCAUAUUGACCACGUCGGAUUUCGUUUUCCCACAAGUACCUCGAGUAGAUCUCAGAAGGGUGGACGAGGGUAUCGAGACAAUGUUGACCUGUUGGUUGCAACAAUUGCAAGAGUUUGGUGGUCCCGAAGUGGAGAAGCCGGAUCUUCUUCAACUGGGCAGCGUGUCAUCUUUAAGACCGUAUCUACGAGCGAGCACGGGGAAUUUGACGCGACACGGUUUCUUCAAAGUUCUACGCGCUCAGUACAACGGUGACUUGGUGCAGUUGAAAGAAUUACCGACACAGGGUACGUUCGAGCUGAAGAAUAAGGCCAUGGACGUUCUGGUCGUGGUGCACGGAUUACGCCACGAAAAUUUGAAUCCACUGAUCGGAUGUCUAAACGAACCUACGAGGCCUUGCCUCGUUUACGAGUACUGUUCGAGAGGGUCCCUGGAAGAUGUCUUGGUACAAGACGAAAUCAAACUCGACUGGUCGUUCAGACUGUCCUUGCUGACCGACCUUGUCCGAGGUAUGAGGUAUCUGCAUGGCACACCGGUACGAGUACACGGUUAUCUCACUUCGCGUAACUGCGUGAUCGAUGCUCGUUGGGUUCUGAAGGUAACCGAUUACGGACUACCCGCAUUCUACGAAGCUCAGAACAUCGUAUGCCCGCCGAAAACGGCUCGAGAUCUGUUGUGGACGGCACCUGAAUUGCUGAGGCACCCGAAUCUGCGGAAGAAGGGAACGCAAGCGGGAGAUGUUUAUAGUUUCGGGAUUAUUAUGCAAGAAGUUGUGGUUCGCGGAGAACCGUUCUGCAUGCUUGCUUUGUCCCCGGAAGAUAUCAUAGAGAAAGUGAGGAAACCACCGCCAUUAAUCAGACCGUCCGUGAGUAAAGGGGCCGCACCGCCGGAAGCGAUAAACAUUAUGCGUCAGUGUUGGGCAGAAGCAGCAGACAUGAGACCCGAUUUCGACUAUGUUCACGAUCUUUUCAAGACGCUCAAUCAUGGAAGGAAGGUGAAUUUUGUGGACACGAUGUUUCAAAUGUUGGAAAAGUACUCGAAUAAUCUGGAAGAACUGAUAAGAGAACGCACAGAACAAUUAGAUAUGGAAAAGAAGAAAACGGAGCAGCUACUGAACCGAAUGUUGCCAAGUUCCGUCGCAGAAAAAUUGAAAUUGGGAAUGCCCGUCGAUCCCGAGGAAUUUCGCGAGGUGACCAUUUACUUUUCGGACAUUGUUGGCUUCACGACCAUUUCCGCUCAUUCAACUCCGUUUCAAGUAGUAGACCUCUUGAACGAUCUGUAUACCUGCUUCGACGCAACGAUCAACGCGUACACAGUAUACAAGGUAGAAACCAUAGGAGAUGCGUAUAUGGUCGUGGGUGGUUGUCCCGUGAGGAUACCGGAUCAUGCCUCUCAAAUAGCUACGAUGGCUCUCGAUUUACUGCAUCAAAGCGGAAAGUUCAAGUUGAAACACCUGCCGAAAACUCAAUUGAAACUUCGUAUCGGUCUUCAUACCGGUCCGUGUUGCGCUGGCGUUGUUGGCUUGACGAUGCCGAGAUACUGUCUCUUCGGCGAUACGGUGAAUACUGCAUCGAGGAUGGAAUCGACCGGUGCUCCAUGGCGUAUACACUUGAGUCAAGAGACGAAAGACAGGCUAUCCGAAGUCGGUGGAUACAACAUCGAAUACCGUGGACCGACGGAGAUCAAAGGCAAAGGAAGAAUGCCUACGUAUUGGUUACUGGGGAAAUAUGGUUUCGACAAGGAACUACCAACGCCGCCAAAGCUUGGGGAAAACCAUGGGUUGAACGAGAGCAUGGUACUGAUGGAUUCGACUGCAGCGGACACGGGGAUGGAAAUGCAGACUGAGAGAGCAACGUCAACGGAGAUGGACGCGGACACCGAGACAAUGAAGAAAACAGAAACAUUCACGGAAACGGAAAUGGAGACGGUGACUGUGACGGUGACGGGAACGGAGACAGAGACAGAGAUAGAGACAGGAACGGGGACGGAGACGGAAACGAAGGUGGAAAUAGCAACAGUAAUUGAAACUGCAACGUUAAUCGAGAAAUUCUUGGACAAGAAUCUUCCUCCAGUUCAAGAUGCAAAGGAACAAAAAGAAGAAAACCGCGCAGGUCGCAUUGACGUUGACGUCGUCAACGUUCCAACAAUGGAGACACGUGUGGAGAGAAACGAGAAUCCCGGAAAUGCGGUAUCGGUGCAGGAGCAACCAAUUCACUGUACAAACUAUUCAUCGAAAUCACCGACAGACUGUACGAGCAUCUUAGCGACGAGACAGAUAAUCAGCGAAAAAGAAAACGAUCGCGCCGAUACAGUUGGCGUUACGAAAAAUAUCUUUGGGGAGGGUCGAACGUCCCACGGAGCAUCCAUUAUACAUUCCGGCGAAACAGCUACCUUAGGUGCGUCGACAAGUUCUCUAACAUCGAUUGCCAACUCAACCACGAGCUCUUAUAAAGCCGGUCCUGUGAGACAUCGCAAAAUAGGCGGCUACGUCGACGAAAACGAUUUGAGCACACCGUACAAUCAUUACAGAUGUCUCUCACCAAAUGAACACUAUGGAAGAGCCACAGGUUGUCGUUUCUUAAAGAGACAAUUUAGUUUGGACCGACCGGAUGAUGCUGUUUGCAUUGCUUUCGCUGAACAGGCCAAUCAGCAACAGCAACAACAGCAGCAGCAGCAGCAGCAGCAGCAGCAGCAACAGCAGCAACAGAAUCUAAAAACUGUACAUCGAAUUUACAAACAAAACAGCGCGGGCGCAGCAAAUGAUUUGGAACGUAUCGAGGAAGUACCUUCAACUCCGACACCUCUGCUACAGCAUUACAGGCAAGCGGCGUCAGUUUCUCUCUCAGUGGAAUCUCUGACGUUACGCUGAGCACGUUGCACCGGUACCAUUCGUUAAUCGGUCAAACGACGAACACUCUAAUUCAAUUAUAUUUCACGGGAAUCAGACAAUCGCGCUACGUGUUUCGGAACCAUCGUAUAGAAUAUAUAAUAUACGUCGUGCAAACAAUCUCUUCAAUCGCAUUUAACUAUUUUUUAAGAAAGUAUUACAGGGAAAAGAUAAGGUUCGAUCGAUGCAAAAAGGAUGUACCAUUUAUAUGUUCGCAAGUUUGUUUUGCACCCAAUCGUAUUGCCGUCGGCCGGCAAUAAUAAAUUGUGACCUGUAAUAACGUAGCGUUAACGUAGAUAUACAAGAAAUCGCGUCAAAUAUAACAAAUUUUAAUGAUCAUUUUACACAUGCUCAUUAACGCGACUGACAAUCUCUAUUACGUACAAACGUCGACGCGUGCGCAACUCUUUUUCAACAUCGGAUAAAUAACCGAAAUAAUUUCGGUUUAAAUCGCGUCCAAUCUCUAAAGAUAAUAGUUUUAUGUGGAACGAUGAAAAAUAUCAAAUGUAAGGUAUAAAAUGUACAAUGUAAAGUUUAAAGUUUAAAGUUUAAAGUUUAAAGUUUAAAAUGUAAAAUAUAAAAUAUAAAAUGUAAAAUGUAAAGUGUAAAGUGUAAAGUGUACAGU